Octopus sinensis (East Asian common octopus) is the source of this 2586-nucleotide messenger RNA. RefSeq names its product sphingolipid delta(4)-desaturase/C4-monooxygenase DES2-like. The record is from RefSeq and is a predicted model, not a curated record. Gene Ontology annotation, biological process: ceramide biosynthetic process. NCBI's taxonomy places the organism in Eukaryota, Metazoa, Mollusca, Cephalopoda, Octopoda, Octopodidae. The transcript is spliced from 3 exons. The coding region runs from base 121 to 1173 and encodes 350 amino acids. Gene Ontology annotation, cellular component: membrane. Gene Ontology annotation, molecular function: sphingolipid delta-4 desaturase activity.
AUGUGUAUAUAUAUAAAUAAAUAUUCUUUUAUUUCUUGCCUGCUUCAAAACAGUUCAAGCAUUUAAACAGCAGAAAUUAAUAAACUGAGAGGGGAAAGCGGAAUAUUUUAAGGUUUAAAGAUGGGUGUAGGAACUGAAAAAGAAACUUGCAUGUCUUCAGAUUUAUUCAAAAGAUUUUUCAAUCUCAGUUCUAAAAUUAGUUCAAAUGAAGAUGACUGGAUAUACGAUGAAGAACCACACUGUUCACGACGGAAAGAGAUUCUACGUAAACAUCCUGAAAUAAAGAAAUUGAUGGGGUACAACCCUAAAAUUACUUUCAUUGUUGUCCCAGAGGUUUUGGUACAAAUUCUAGCCUGUUGGUAUCUAAAGGAUGCUUCAUGGCUUACGAUCUUUAUAUUAGCCUACAUCUUUGGUGGAGUAAUUAACCAUUCCCUUGGAAGUGCUAUCCAUGAAAUUGGUCAUAAUCUAGCUUUUGGACACCGUCGACCAAAAGCAAAUAGGAUUUUGAGUAUAUUCUGCAACCUUCCACUGGGGAUUCCUAUGGCUCUUUCAUACAAGAAAUACCAUUUGGAUCACCAUAGAUAUUUGGGUGAAGAAUUCAUGGAUGUUGAUAUCCCGACUCGUUUUGAGAGUUACAUGUUCCAGAAACCAAUAACAAAAAUAAUUUGGCUUAUUCUGCAUCCCAUAAUCCAUGCACUUCGCCCUUUCUAUAAAAGUCCGAAACCCCUCAAUGAAUGGGAAAUGAUGAAUGGCUUAAUUCAAAUACUAUUUGAUGUAUGGAUCUAUCAACAGUUUGGCUUCAAAUCUAUUACAUAUCUUGUUCUGGGAACAUUUAUGGCAAUAGGGUUCCAUCCAUUGGCUGGUCACUUCAUAUCUGAACAUUAUCUGUUUAGUGAAGGAGUUGUUGGCAAGCAUCAAGCAACACAUUCUUACUAUGGUCCUCUCAAUAUUGUCCUAUUCAAUGUAGGGUACCACGUGGAACACCAUGACUUCCCCUAUAUUCCUUACAAUAAAAUUGCUAAAGUAUCCGAAAUGGCCCCAGAAUUUUAUGAGCAUUUACCUUAUCAUACAUCAUUGUUGAAAGUGCUUUGGGACUUUAUAUUUGAUGAGAACGUUGGUCCUCAUUCGAGGGGGGUUGGCUAUUUGAAAUAUAAAGAUCUUAAAUCUUCAUAGAUUUCAUACACAAUGUUAUAAAUAUGAAAACUCCUUGGUGGAGCUCAAGAGAAAAGUGUUUAGCAGACAUGUUCCUAUCUGGAAGGGAAAAAAAGUUUUUAAAAAAGUAAAGAAAAAGACAGCAACCAAAAAGGAAUUUUAAGUAUUUUAAACAAAAAUAAUUUAAACAAAAAAAAAGAAUUCUGCUUGUCAUCCUAUAAGGAUACUGGAGAUAGAUGAGUCAACAGAUAGUCAAACUUGAUUCUUUGCAGUGAUAAUCAUUGACAUUGUUUUAUAUUUCUUCUGCAUUGAUGAAAUAAAUACCAGACAUACUUUGGGAUCAAUCUGAUAAAAUCUGUCUCUUCCUCCAGAAAGAAAAGUGAUCUGUUGCCUCAUCAAAAGAAAGUUUAAUUGUUGUAUAAAUAUUCUGCCCAAGAUUUUUUUGAUGCCUUUGAUUAAAUAUUACAAAGCCUGAUAAAUAAUUGCAACUUGUUAAAUCUAAACCACAAAUCUGAAGAAACUUCAUUUACUAACAUAAUGCAAACGAUAAUAAUACUAAUUCAAUAAUUAUGAAAUAAUAUUUCAGAGUUGUUGUGUUGUUGUAGCUCAUAAGAAACUCUGGAUGAAAUAUUUCUUCUAAAAAAGAUGUGGAAGAUUAGCAAAGCCACUGGAGCCUCAGAAGAAUGUGUAUGAGGUUUAAUUAAUCCCCUCAAUCUCUAUGUGCUGAGUUCAACUCAUGCAAACGUCACCUUUCCCAAAUCAAUAAAUUAACAACUGGUCAAAGGAUCCUGUAGAUCAGUGGUUCUCAACCAGGGUCCGCAUGACUGUUUGGGGUCCAAUUGACCCUUGGAGUUCACAUGACCCUUAAGGGCCCGUAUAAGAUUUUGUUGUUAAAAUUUAUCUGCAAUAAAUUUGUUAUAUUUCUACAAUGUACAAAAUAUUUGAACAAUUUUCUUAUAAAAUUCUUCAUAAUGCAUAAUAAAAAUAUAUGAAGGUUUUUAAACAUGGAUUAGCUGUGAGGGUCCGGUGGCAUAAAAUAAUAAUCAAAGGAGUCUAGAAGUAAAAAAGGGUUGGGAACCCCUGCUAUAAAGCAUCCUAGAUGUGGAUGGAUUUAUAAGAGUAAAAUGAAAGCAUUUCCUUUGAUAUUCAUACAUUCCAAAUAACCCUGUACAUCUUUUUUUUUUCAGCUGAAUAUAGUUUAUUUUGUGCUUGUUUAAUACCCAAACAUCUCCACUUCAUUUUAUCUAAACCUUGUUAUUGUUAAAGCUUGUACAUCUCCAUUUCAUCGUCUCACUUCUUCUCCCUCAGCUUGUUUUUCUUUCUUCGGUCAACUCUCAUUCAUCUCUAGCUCAACUUUGCAUCCUAUUUUCUGAUUCACCUCCAGUGGACAUCAGCCAGUUAUCAACUGAACAUCGUACCAAGAACAAAAAAAAA